Messenger RNA from Daphnia pulicaria, 1024 nucleotides. RefSeq lists its product as uncharacterized. The coding region runs from base 118 to 708 and encodes 196 amino acids. The record is from RefSeq and is a predicted model, not a curated record. The transcript has 2 exons. NCBI's taxonomy places the organism in Eukaryota, Metazoa, Arthropoda, Branchiopoda, Diplostraca, Daphniidae.
GACCAAUAUUGAGUUUAACUUCUGUUGGAUCUUUCAACUCGAUCCGUCGACUGAUAAAAUCUGCCUUAUUCUCUCUAGCCCAGUCAAAUAAUCGUCUCACCACUUUUCUCCAACAAAAUGCGCUUCGCACUUGCUUGCCUGUUGGUCGUGGGAGCUGCCGCCGUCGCUUACGUCGAGGCCCAGGCUCCUGAAUCCUCUUUUACUCCGUCCGGAGAAUCCGCAACUGACGGGCGCUCCUUUUACACCGUGACUUUGACCUUCUCGACUUCGACGACUAUAACCACCACGACUAAGACAGCGACGUGCACCACUUCCACUGCUGGCCUUUCCGUCUGCACCGCUUCCGGCCGACGCCGUCGUGGUCUCCAUCUCAGCGGAAACAAAGAAGGUCGCGGGCUAUUCUACAAUGAGAAAGAAGAACACAGCGAAGAUGGCAGCAUCUUUUUGCCAUCAGCUGUCAAGCCAGCCGAGCCUGAGCCUGUCGUGAAUGCCGAUGCCGAAUCCAUCCGUGUCGAGCGUGCCCCAGAUGCUAUCCCUUACGUCAUCCAGCCCGGAUUUGACGCUCCUUCCAACAUUCAGGCCCGCGUUCUUUUGGCUUUCAGCACUAUCACAACGACUUCCACGUCGACUACCACGACCACCACAUCCCUGACGGCCAUCUGUCAGAGCACCACCGGAUUCCAAGUGUGCGGCUCCAACGGAAAAUAAAUCUAGGCCGCGCAUAUAGGUUCAUAACUUAUUGUCACAGUAUCUCCCUGCGUUGAGAUCCAACUUCUAUCGGCUUACUGCAAACCAGCUUCCCUCUAUUGUUAUUUUCGUGUGCUCAAUAAACGUCCAAAUCGUCGAAUGGCGAUCGGUGACAUUUUCCCCAUCACAGUUCAAAUGAAGUGGACAUCAUAGCUUUACUUCUAUUGAAAUAAAUGUCAUUAACACCCGCUUUACCCAAUUUUGUUGCUCUCGACAGUAUAUUUAUCCGCCUUGCUGAAUUCAAUCUAACUGGAAUAAAAUUAGUGCAUGAUGAAAA